This is a messenger RNA of Staurois parvus, 268 nucleotides long. The record is from the annotation of a GenBank genome assembly. NCBI's taxonomy places the organism in Eukaryota, Metazoa, Chordata, Amphibia, Anura, Ranidae.
UAGGCACAUACAGUAAUACCCAAAGAUUUACAUGUACACGGGCGGACUGACCAGUUGGAAACUCGGGCACUGCCCGAGGGCCCGGGGUCAGUAGGGGGCCCCAUGAGAUGCCCAUGGUACCUUUUUCAUAGGCUGUUUUUCAUUUGGGCAAGGACACAGGGGCCCCAUGAUCCCCUAUUGCCCGGGGGCCCCAUGAGUUGUCAGUCCGCCCCUGCAUUCCACCCCUGAUAAUUAGUACACAGCUUUUGAGAGCCACGACAAUUGAAGC